AAAAUACGAUGACGGAGAGCAAUUGGCGGCGAAGAGAGCUUGCAUUUCUGAUUGUUUAUGCCGUUGCCUUCUACGCUUUUGUCAUCCGUCGCUCUCUCCAACUCUCCCAUGAUUACUAUACCAAGCUUUAUGGUUUACGUCCUGGCUGGAUCGCUAAUCGCCUAAAUGAUGCCUCUGAUGCCCAGUGGAGGAACUUUCGAGGGAAUCUACAAAUUCUUACUGUAGUUUUUGGAAUUUUUACACUUGUAGCUAAUGUAUUGAGAACCUACCGUUGUUUAAGGGCGAAAGGCAUGGCAUAUGUUUGGCUCCUAAUUUCUUUGGCAUACUUAUCAUAUCUACACGGAGCUUGCAUCAUAUUUAUUCUCACCAUUGCUUCAGCCAAUUUUUUGCUUGUCAAGAUAUUCACUUUUGCAGAUAUUUGGCAGGACAAAAUAUUCUCGUACUUGCUUUGGACUUUCAAUUUAUCAUUUCUGGUCUGUAAUCGUGUAUAUGGAGGAUAUCAAUUCUCCAGUUUUGGGCAACAUUGGGCUUUCCUGGACAACUUUCGUGGUACCUUUAGAUGGCAUAUCUGCUUUAACUUUGUUGUAUUGCGCAUGAUAAGCUAUGGUUAUGACUACCACUGGAUGGACCAAAAUAAUCGAUUUGAUCAAGAGAAGCACAUCCAACGUUGCAGUACUUGUACAUCCGGAAAGAUAUGCUAUAUGUCAUUACAGGAGAGAAGUGUACAGAAUGACAAAUUCUCUUUUGCUGUGUACUUGUGUUAUCUGGUGUAUGCACCUCUUUAUAUUGCUGGACCAAUUAUUAGCUUUAAUGCAUUUGCUUCACAGUUGGAUACUCCUCAAAAGAAUUACUCAUCUAAACAAGUGGUAUGGUAUGGAUUCCGGUGGAUUCUAAGCCUUUUCCUGAUGGAACUAAUGACACAUUUCUUUUACUACAAUGCUUUUGCCAUCAGUGGUAUGUGGAAACAGUUAACUCCUAUGGACAACUUUAUCAUUGGUUACGGGGUCCUUAACUUCAUGUGGCUGAAAUUCUUUCUCCUGUGGCGAUAUUUUCGAUUCUGGUCACUGAUCAGUGGCAUUGAGGCCCCUGAGAAUAUGCCAAGGUGCUUAAAUAAUUGUUACAAUCUUGAGACUUUUUGGAAAAAUUGGCAUGCUUCCUACAACAAGUGGCUUGUGAGGUACAUGUAUAUUCCCCUUGGAGGUGCUCAAAGAAAGCUGCUAAAUGUUUGGGUUGUCUUCACAUUUGUAGCCAUAUGGCAUGAUUUAGAGUGGAAACUUCUUUCCUGGGCAUGGUUGACUUGUCUAUUCUUCAUACCAGAGAUUCUUGUUAAGUCAGCAGCUAACACUUUUAAGGUGCAGAGUGUUUUUGGGGAAUUCUUGUUACGCGAACUUAAUGCAGUUGCUGGUGCUGUUACCAUCACUUGUCUCAUGGUGGCGAAUCUUGUUGGAUUUGUCAUUGGGCCAUCAGGCAUUAAUUGGUUGAUUUCUGGGUUUCUCCAUAAAGAAGGAUUACCUACAUUUGGUGGCAUGUUCAUUAGCUUCUAUAUUGGGACUAAGCUUAUGUUCCACAUAUCUGAUUCUCAGCAAAAGCGGCUUAAAAAGUCGAUGUAA
Molecule: messenger RNA, 1610 nt
Organism: Coffea arabica (coffee)
Lineage: Eukaryota; Viridiplantae; Streptophyta; Magnoliopsida; Gentianales; Rubiaceae
Source: RefSeq, a predicted model, not a curated record